Molecule: messenger RNA, 1046 nt
Organism: Drosophila busckii
Lineage: Eukaryota; Metazoa; Arthropoda; Insecta; Diptera; Drosophilidae
Product: nucleolar protein dao-5
Exons: 3
Coding region: 20-691 (223 amino acids)
Source: RefSeq, a predicted model, not a curated record
AAAAACAAACAAACAGAAAAUGAAGUACUUCAACAUCUGCCUGCUCUUUAUCAUUUGUGCCCUGUGCUAUGGACUCGUAGCUGCCCAGGAGGAGGGUGCACCGGCUGCGGCUGUGUCGCCAGCGAAGCGCAUUGCUGCACUGCGUCGCCCGGUGGGCAAGGCGGCCAAGCCAACGACAACCACAACUGCAGCGCCUGCGCAUGAGGCCGGCGAGGAGGAGGACUACAAUGAGGAGGCUGGUGGCGGCGAGCAUGGCGAGGAGACAGAUGAGGUCGCUCCAGUCAGCACCACCACCUCGACGGAGGCGCCCAAGAAGGUGGGACCAGUGAUCCGGCCAUUCCGCUCCAACGAUGAUUUCCUCAACUCACUGAAGCGUCGCCAGCAGAACGCCAAGAAACAUCGUGCCGAGAAGGUGCCAGCCAGCAAGCCUGCCAGGAAAUCCGAUGACGCAUCCGGCGAACAUGAGGAGGAGCAUGUGGCUGCCGCCGCAGCGCCAGCACCAACGCCAGCCAAGAGCUUCAAGGGCAGCUCAGCAUUGAGCCGUCGCAAGCUGUCCAAGCCAGCAAAGGCUGCCGCCCAAGCAGAGCCCGCUGAGGCGGAUGCCGCUGCAGCGGAAUCCCAAAAGGAGGAGGACGCCAAGCCCAAGCGUCCCGGCCGUCCCAGUCCGUUGGCUUUGAGGAAGCGCAACUAAGCAAGCGCCGCUUGCUCACUCAUUCAUUUUCUUACGCUCACUCGCUAUUUCUCUUUCUGUCUCUUACUCUCCUACUCUCUUUCUCUCUCUCUCACUCUUUCUCAUUCUCACACGCUAUCUCUUUCACUGCCGUGCAACUACUAUUUGCCUCUCAUUCCAACUCAUGGCUAGCUAUUGGCAGCCCCAGACCUGCCGCUUAGUAUUUAGUUCAUCUAUGCCCAUAUAUGAAUAAACAAGCGCAUAUAUGCGUAUCUGAACAAUCAGCGCAUGCGUAUUUGUGCAGCUUAAAUGGGCACUACUCACAUAUCCAUAUGUAUCUCCAUGUUACCCGACACACAAACAACCACAACAACAA